Molecule: messenger RNA, 2388 nt
Organism: Andrographis paniculata
Lineage: Eukaryota; Viridiplantae; Streptophyta; Magnoliopsida; Lamiales; Acanthaceae
Product: ABC transporter B family member 28
Exons: 17
Coding region: 143-2257 (704 amino acids)
Biological process (GO): transmembrane transport
Cellular component (GO): membrane
Molecular function (GO): ATP binding; ATP hydrolysis activity; ABC-type oligopeptide transporter activity
Source: RefSeq, a predicted model, not a curated record
GGAACCUGAAAAGGACGAUGCAUAAAUAUCAUCAAUGGCGAAUUCCCUUCAAACACGUACGUAUCGAUAAUUUACUGCUAAAUUUUCGCUAAAUCUGACCAAUGCCUGAAGGAGUUUGGGCAGCGAACUCCAACCCCCAAUAAUGGCUGCCAUUCCCUUCGCUGCUCCCGCGCGAUUCUCCUCCACCCCAAAAGCCCUAACACAUUUCAAAUCCGCCAAAUUGAAGUGUAAGAUCGCGAAUCGUUCGAAUUUCCAGAGGAUUUCUUUCCGACUCAGCAGUACCAAGGCCAACGCGUACGUGUCGGGGCCUGCUUUCGACGCGAUAGUGAGCGAGGAUGCUCCGAAAAUCGACGGCGCGGAGAUUGUGGAGCUGGAGCCGCUGGACGUGAUUAGCUGGGGCUUGCUGUGGAGACUAAUUUCGAGACAUAAAUUGAGAGUGUUGGCCUCUGUUCUUACCCUCGUUGGCUGCACUUCUUGCACUCUCGCCAUGCCUAUCUAUUCUGGGAGGUUUUUCGAAGUGCUUAUCGGGGCAAGACCGGAAGCGAUCUGGCAAUUGCUGAGUAAAGUGGGGAUUCUCUAUUCAUUGGAGCCCAUUUUCACGAUCAUCUUCGUCGUAAACAUGAAUGGCAUAUGGGAGAAGGUUAUGUCGAGCUUAAGAGCUCAAAUAUUUCAGCGAGUUUUGAUUCAGAAGGUGGAAUUUUUUGACAGGUAUAAGGUUGGCGAGCUAACGGCGCUGAUAACAACCGAUUUGGGAUCGCUGAAGAACAUUGUCAGUGAGAAUAUAUCGAGAGACCGUGGCUUACGAGCAAUUUCCGAGGUCGUCGGGACGCUGUGCUUGCUUUUCGCUCUUUCUGCGCAGCUUGCGCCGGUUUUGGGGCUUCUCAUGCUUUCAGUGUCGGUACUCGUUGCUAUCUAUAAAAGAACGACGGUGACUGCCUUUAAAGCUCACGGAUCUGCUCAAGCCUCGAUCGCUGAUUGUGUUACCGAAACUUUCGCUGCGAUACGUACUGUUCGAUCAUUCGGGGGAGAGAAACGACAAAUGUCACUCUUCGGUAGACAGGUUCUUGAGUACGAGAAUAGUGGCGUAACGCUCGGUGUAUUCAAGUCCAUCAACGAAUCCGUCACGAGGAUUGCCGUUUACGUUUCUUUGAUGGCGCUGUAUUGCCUCGGAGGAAGCAAAGUGAAAGCGGGCGAGCUCGCAGUAGGAACCAUGGUUUCUUUCAUCGGAUACACUUUCACAUUGACCUUCGCCGUUCAAGGGGUUGUGAACACGUUCGGGGAUCUUCGCGGAGCCUUCGCUGCUACCGAAAGAAUCAAUUCCAUUUUAGCCGGUGCCGAAAUUGACGAAGCAUUGGCUCAUGCUCUCGAAAAAGACUUGAAGCGGAGAAGAAUUCCCGAUCGAAAUCUCGACGAUCUUUUGGUCAAUGGCUCCAACGGGAACUCGCAAAACCGCGGCACGGGUUAUAUGUCUUCGUUAAAAUCCGCCAGCGAUGUUCGCAGCCUCGCGCAGUCGGGUGAUAUUCGCCUCGAAGACGUUCAUUUCGCGUAUCCGUUAAGGCCCGAUAUCGAAGUCUUGCAAGGUCUCGACCUGACUUUAAAAUGCGGAACCGUUACCGCUCUCGUUGGCUCGAGCGGUGCGGGCAAGAGCACGGUUGUGCAGCUUUUAGCUCGUUUCUACGAGCCAACGAAGGGUCGAAUUACAGUCGCGGGAGAGGAUUUACGAUCGUUCGAUAAGAGCGAAUGGGCGAGAGUCGUAUCCAUUGUCAAUCAGGAGCCUGUUUUGUUCUCGGUUUCGGUUGGAGAAAACAUCGCCUACGGCCUCCCCGAUGAGUUCGUUUCGAGAGAUGCUGUGAUCGAAGCGGCGAAAGCAGCGAAUGCACACGAAUUCGUAAUCGGAUUGCCACAGGGGUACGACACUUUAGUCGGCGAGCGCGGAGGUUUGUUAAGCGGAGGACAGAAGCAGAGAAUCGCGAUCGCGAGGGCGCUGCUGAAGAAUGCUCCGAUCUUGAUUCUCGAUGAGGCGACAAGUGCUUUGGACACGGUGAGUGAACGUCUCGUCCAGGACGCACUCAAUCGAUUAAUGACGGGAAGAACGACGUUGGUGAUCGCUCAUCGAUUGAGUACUGUUCAGAACGCCGAUCAAAUCGCACUCUGCUCGGAAGGGAAGGUUUCGGAGCUCGGGACGCACUCGGAGCUGUUGGAGAAGAAGGGUUCGUACGCUUCUCUCGUUGGGACUCAACGACUCGCGUUCGAGUGAGGAUUUCUACGAUCACUAUGUAAGAAGAUUAACAUCGUAGUAAUCAAGCGGGCGGCGACUACGCGUCCGAAAACGCGAUCACAGCGUUCAAAACGGCAAGGCACUCGGUAGGAAGGCCGAGGAACGUGUCC